AUUUAAAUAUUGGUCACCGUAUUUGUCAGAAUUGCUUUCUUGACUUAGUCAAAGAAUGGGCCCAGAAACCAAAAAGAGGGGCAAAAGAAAAUGAAAAGAUAAGUGGGUGUUCAGCUAUUAAAGGGAAAAGCACAUGCACGGGAAGGAAAGAGAAAAGAGAGUGGAACGAAAGGAAACAGAGAAAGAAGAAGAGGAAGAAGGCAGAAAGGGAUUCCAUGUACACGAUCUGGAUAUUCCAACAAGCCAACUCAACUCCGAAUUGGACGCCGAUUGAUUGAUUAGCAGGCAUUAAAGUGAGAGUGUUACUGUGGGAACUUUUGGGAGUUGAAUUUUGGUGAUUUGGAGCUACGUCUGUCAUCCCCUUUUAUGCUAGGAUUUGGGGUGUGACAAUAUCUUGAAUCUUAUUCCUAGACAGAUCAUUUCAUCGUAAUAAUGGAAAAGUCUGUGUAUGAAUCCAUGUCUGGUGACAGUAAAGAUAAGACUAAAGUGCAAUCCUGGGAAGAGAUCGUGCAGGCCAUACGCAAUGACAUGAAUACCCACCCGUCUGAAGACAAGCUCGUUUCGUUAGAGGACCUUGUGCGAGAUUACAAGAAGGUGAAAUCAUCCCCGAAACAUCGACAGAAUCAAAGGAAAGUUCCACCUCCAAUAUUUUCUCGAGAUUGGCGUGAGCAUGACGAAGAAAGCAAGAACCUUCCUGUGAGGAUACUUCAGCUUACUGAACGCAUUGCAUGGGAUUCUCCGUUGCAGCGCUGCCUUCUUUCUUUUGCGAUUUUCCCUGAAAAUUCAAUCAUAAAGAAAAGAAGUUUAAUAUAUUGGUGGAUAGGACAGGAAUUAAUUUUCCAAAAAGAAGACAGGACGGCAGAGCAAGAAGGUGAAGACAUCUACAAUGAGCUCCUAAAACAAGGCCUAAUUGAACCCGACGAUAACGAUCCAAGCCCUCUCAUGAAUAGAUGUAAAAUGCAUCCAUUGAUCCGUUACAUGCUUAUCUUGAAGGCAAAAGAAGAAGGGCUCUUCUAUUUCAAGUUGGAGGACAACAAUACUCCUAAGGAUCUUCGAAAUUGCUCUUUAAGCAGCAGCCACCUGCGCUUAAGAGUAGGUGGCUUAAUAUUUGGUGGAGAAGACGGUCCACAAGAAAAACUAGCCAAAGAUGAAGAAGUAUCCACCGCGUUCAAUGUUAAUCAGCAAUACCUUAAUCUACCACACCAUUGGCUCUCGAAUAUGAGAAACUUGAAGGUUCUUCAAUUAGGACGAUGGCAGCACUCGCCAAUGCAUCAUAUUGAAGUGGAUGAUCAGAAAUUCUUGGAUGAACUUGGGGUUCAUCACAAGCAUUUGAAGUUCCUGAGUCUUCGAGGAAUUUCUAGGAUCACAUCUCUUCCUGAUUCUAUUGUCCAAUUAGUCAACCUAGAGAUUCUGGACCUCCGAGCGUGCCACAAUUUGGAAAAGUUGCCUGAGGAUAUAGCAUCAUUGAAGAAGCUAACACAUCUGGAUGUAUCGGAGUGCUACCUUAUAGAGCGCAUGCCGAAAGGAACCGAGAAACUGUCCUCCCUCCAGGUCUUAAAGGGGUUUGUUAUAGGGACCGCAAGGAAAAACCCUUGCAAGAUCAGCGAUUUGAAAAAAUUGAAGAAACUGAGAAGGCUAAGUAUAUACAUAGGCCGUGGAGCAGCCAUAGGGGGUGAAGAAUUUGCAUCGUUGAAGGAUGUUGCAUCUCUUUGCUCUCUAACCAUCUCUUGGGGAGUCACUUCUCUGGCAUCGCAAUCAAGUCUUCCGAAAGAUCAGUUUCUUCCCAAGAAAUUGGAGAAACUAGAGCUCAUAGGUAUGCCAGUGGCAAGCAUACCGAAGUGGUUGAAUCCUCAAGAAUUGGAGAACCUGAAGAAGCUGUACAUCAUCGGAGGGGAACUGGCUAACUGGGAUCGCCAGCAACAGAAUGAGCAAUGGUCAGUUGAGAUAUUGCGGCUGAAACACCUUAGGAAAUUGAGAAUCGGAAACAAUGAAGAUGUGCUGAAAAAGUUUCCUCGGUUAGGAUACUUUGAGAAGAUCAAUUGUGCUGACGACGAUGUCUUGUGGUACAAGAGUAGGGAGUAGGGCAGUCUAGAAAGGAUUGUGAACUGUUGUCAAGAAGCCCAGGGGAGAGAGAACCAGAGUUCGUGCAGAAACUGUUCUUAUUUGAGAAGGGAAGUAGCGACAGUAAGGCUCAUGUACCAAUACUGUAACAUGACAAAUGAAUAGUCCUUUGCUGUUGAAGCUUUAUCUGACUUCAUUGUGUGUCUAAUUUCCUUUGUAAUGACUUGCAGUGGUCAUACGAUUACUACUCAUAAAGUUUGUUUGAGAUCUUCGGCUAUUUGAUUAGAGUACUAGUUAUAGGUAUUAGCUAAGUUUCUUUUAACUGCUGAAUCAUUUAUUUUAGUGAAGUUGUCGCUUAGUAGAAUGAGCCUUUGUGAGGCAAGAAUGUAAUGCAAUUCCAAUGUGAUGCUUCGGAAUGGAAAAGUAAAAUAAAGUCACAUCGCCUGUUUGAGA
This is a messenger RNA of Eucalyptus grandis, 2514 nucleotides long. RefSeq names its product disease resistance RPP13-like protein 4. The coding region runs from base 433 to 2082 and encodes 549 amino acids. Lineage: Eukaryota; Viridiplantae; Streptophyta; Magnoliopsida; Myrtales; Myrtaceae. The transcript has 2 exons. Gene Ontology annotation, biological process: defense response to other organism. The record is from RefSeq and is a predicted model, not a curated record.